Molecule: messenger RNA, 453 nt
Organism: Strongylus vulgaris
Lineage: Eukaryota; Metazoa; Nematoda; Chromadorea; Rhabditida; Strongylidae
Source: the annotation of a GenBank genome assembly
AUGCUGACCGAAGCAGGCUUCCAGAAGAUCUACAAGCAGUUCUUUCCGCAAGGUGAUCCAUCCGAUUUCGCGUCAUUCGUCUUCAAGGUAUUCGACGAAAAUAAGGAUGGCGCGAUCGAGUUUCACGAGUUCAUUCGCGCCUUAUCCAUAACGUCACGAGGGAAUCUUGAUGAGAAGUUACAUUGGGCCUUUAAGCUCUAUGAUCUCGACAACGACGGUUUUAUUACACGGGAUGAGAUGCUCUCAAUUGUCGAUUCCAUUUACAAAAUGGUGGGAUCAAGUGUGAAAAUUCCCGAUGAAGAAAGUACUCCUGAGAAGCGGGUUGACAGAAUAUUCAGAAUGAUGGAUAAGAACAACGACGCGCAGUUAACACUGGAGGAGUUCAAAGAAGGAGCCAAGGCAGACCCAUCAAUUGUUCAUGCAUUGUCGCUGUACGAGGGAUUAUCCUCGUGA